Molecule: messenger RNA, 2631 nt
Organism: Tremella mesenterica DSM 1558
Lineage: Eukaryota; Fungi; Basidiomycota; Tremellomycetes; Tremellales; Tremellaceae
Exons: 5
Coding region: 1-2631 (876 amino acids)
Biological process (GO): positive regulation of autophagy; TORC1 signaling; negative regulation of TORC1 signaling
Cellular component (GO): GATOR1 complex
Source: RefSeq, a predicted model, not a curated record
AUGGCCGAACAUAUCCUAGGUGUUCUCUUCGUCACCGUCUCUUCACGAGGUACAAACGUCUGGCGAUACCCACCUGACCCAUCUUCACCUCUCGAAAGACUUCGUCAACCUAUUUACCCCACCGAGACGUAUACCGCUACGGACGCCAUCACAGCUCCUAAACGUCGUCUUGCUCUCCCUGGUCUGUCUUCUAGAACGGGAGCUACGAGAUCUUCCAAAGGUUCAGCAUCUAUCACUCAUUCCGCUUCGAAAUCUCACCCUCAACCGUCUACCUCAAGAAAGAAAGGAUCCAGAUAUUAUGUGGAUCCGAGAGGUCAUACGGCUGGAAGUAGCAAUGGAUCUGUCACACGACAAGGAAGAGAAUAUACUUCUGCCAGUGAGGAGGGAAGUAGUAGUGAUGGUUCAACUUCUAGCUCAACCGAUAGAGAAAUGAACCUUCCUUGGUCUACUCAAAGAAGAAGCAAUGCUGGUUCUUCGUUGAAUAACGGUCAUGAAAUCACUGGACGUAGAGAAUCAGUAGAGAAAACAAAUGGGAGAGAUAGAAGAGAAUCUGUGGAAAAGGAGAAGGAGAAAGUAAGAGAAAAGGAAAAGGAUAAAGAUCAUAUAGAGGUUUAUGUGGAAGAACAAUGGUCAAGCGCAAUGGGUUAUUCAUUAGAGUUUUUAGGUGAUUUACUCGCUCCUCCAAGAUCAGCUUGUCAUAGGAAAUUCGAAAUUUGUAUCGAUGAGGUUGUCCUCAUUGGACAUCCUGUUUGUCCGGGAAAGGACGGAAGAUGGGCAUAUCCGGAAGAAGAGGAAGAACCGGAAAGGGGUAGAAGAGGUAGAGGUGGUGGGACAGGUUUGGGAACUAGCGGGACGCUGGAAAACAGGCAGAAGACAUAUGCUAAGGAUCAAAACAAGCAGGGGACUUAUGGAGAUGACAAGGAUGGAAAGAAGGCAGGUGAUGGAGAAGGAAAAGACGACACUGAAGAGACGAUCCCUCAAUUACACAUGUUUAACCUCGUCCUAAUUCUCGACAAACCUGAUCCCAAAUCAGGUCAAUACUACGAAGAUGGAGUCGCUUCGUCUAUCAUAUUUGAGGAGGUCUAUCGGGAGGUGAUUAGGAAAUGGACAGGAGCUGCUUUUGCUCUACAAGUGAGAGAGAAUUGGGUUGCUAAAGAAACUUAUGAGAUGAGUAAAAUGAGGGAUAGAUUAGUCAUGGAGAAUCAAAGUAUUCACGAAGCCAUUCGAAUAUUUCAAGAAAAUUUCUCUCUAAAUCGUGCUUUGAAUUCUCUUUUCUACGAACUUCAUCAACUUCGUCAUAAACCUACUACCCCUCUGUACUCUUAUUUCCCAAAUAUCAUCCGUGUCCAUGUCGCUGAUAUUCCUUUGAGUAUGAUUAUAUCUCCUCGUCUUGAUGAUCAAGAGGAAACCGAUCAAUCGUAUUCUUAUCCUCGAUCAGAUCUCAAAAACUCCGAUGUGGAUAGUGAGGAAUUUGAGGAUGAUGAUGAGGAAGAAGAAGAUACUUGGGAAGAUGCAUGGGGAGAGACACAUGUGAAAAGAAGAAGGAAAGUUAGGGUCGAACCAUGGCAAACUUUGUUGUUAUUGGAUGAUGAUGUUAAGAGGUCAGAUAAGAUACUAGGAGAGUUGAUUGGUGGAAUACAGGAAAGAGAUGUAGGGGGAAGAGAAUCUUUGGGUACGGAAUGGAGUUGGAUGAGCGAUUUAGGUGAAGCUCAAUUGAUGAAAGCUUUUAUCGAUGCUUGUGAUGUUACUAAACCCCUUGCUGAUAUAGCCCAUAUACUCCGAUGCGACCUCGACGCCAUCGUAGUACCCUUAGCUAGAGAGUUGGUACAGAACAAAAAAGCCGUUUUGAUAGAUGUUGUGAAUAUACAUCUUAGAAGUAUUGUGAUUCCAACUUCUAUUCAAGAACAUCUCCUCUCUAUAUCAGAUUACACAACUCAGUUCUCACGUCUCUUCCCUACUCUACCUUCUCUCCCUUAUCUCCUCUCUCUCUUAUCCUCCUCACCUGGUCCCUUCCGCGAUAUCAUCCCCAUGACCCGUCCCGCCCGUCCGGAAUACCUUCGUGCUCUUGUUUGGCUAUUGGCACAUGAUUUGGUAGUUCAGCUUCAUACGCGUGCGAGAAUAGUAGCUACCCCUGAAGUGAAAUUGGAAGCUUGGAAAAGGUUGUGGUAUCGUCGGCGAGCUCGAUGGGUGGAGCGAAUUCGGUUAACGCAAUUGAGAGAGUCACGACGGGUUUCUGAGACACCUCAUCCGGUUGAUAAAACCACGGCUCAGGCAGCCGACGAGUCAAAUCUCAUGAUUGAACCAUCUCAACCUUCGCUCGAAACUUCUCACAUGACAAGCCCAAUGACAAGAUUAUCUCAACUUCAACAACCACCACCGGACUUACCAGAUACGUUCGACCCGGAAUUAGAGAUAGAUUCCGAUGCAGCGGAAGACACUGGCGUGGGGAUAGGAAUGGAAAUGAAGAUGAUAUUCAAUAUAGAUCAAAAUGAUCCUGAUCCAAAAGAUUUCCCAAAUUUCCAACCUACUUUUAUAUUCAGACCAGCUCGUGCUCAAAAAGAAGAAGCUAGAUGGUUGAGGGUUAUAAGGGAAAAAGCAGAUGAAUUGUUGGCUAGUAAAUUUGAUUUGUAA